AUGAGGGAGUGUGUUCUGCUGCUGCUGCUGCUCGUCCAAGUGUCAGUGGAGUCGCGGUGCUGGCAGGGCCCGUCCUUCUCGUCGUCGGUGCUGCCCCCGGUGUCGUUGGGGCGUAGCGGCGGUCUGAUGCGUGUGUCUGGCGCCCCCUCUCUGCCGCGGUGCGUGGAGGCGGCGUGCGAGCUCGCCUGGGCGGACGUGGCGUGGCUCUUUCAGGGACGCUGCUACGUCCUGUCCUGCCAGCAGAGGGCGCAGUGCCGACCCCAGAGACGCCCCGGGGCCCAGUCCCACCUGGCCUUCCUCCAACGCAGCGCCCCCCUGCUGCCACCGCUGUACUGGGGGGAGUAUAAAUCCUCGGAGGAUCCUGGAGACCUGCAGACCCUCAAAGACCUGGUUCUACUCGGAUCCAAACAGGACUACGCAGAACCCGAUUUGGGGCUGAUGGAUUAUACUCAGAGCAAUGAGGAAAUCGACCCAACUGUCCAAUUAGAGCUCAAGGAGGGGGACAGACAUAACCAAUCAGAGGCUGAGAAUGAGACCACGGCCACAACAGAGAAACACAGAGAGGAGACGACGCUGCGCCCCCUUCAGGCAUUAGAGGUGACACAAAGCAGCUUGGUUUCACUGGCCCCUCCCACCCACGCAAACCCAAACCGAAACCAGGAAACGACAUCACCUCCUACUUUGAUUGUGAUGACAUCACUUCCUGUGGUCAAUGAGAAUCUGACAACUUCAAGUGUAAACGUUCAAAGCACAUCAGAGACUUUAAGAACUCCACAACCCGUGACAGAGUCUGUGGGAAACGCUGAGGAGCCCACAACAGAAAACACCAACAACACCACGACUCACAGCCUCCGCACAACAGUCUCUGUUAAAGCUCCGCCCUCAGCGCCAGCUUUUGCCCCGCCCUCUGUGGUUUGCUCCUCCUCUCCUCCGCCCACGUCCGCUGGCCCAGCCCUCCUUGGCUCAGCUCCGGUGGCUCACGCUGGGGGAAGCUACACCCUGAUCCUCCCCAACAACUCUCUGCUUCUCCAGGGCUCCGUGACGAACGCCGACCCCAGAGUGGUGUACUAUCUGUGGACACGAGACGCCCAGAGCCCAGCCGCUGGGGACGUGCUCUUUGGGUCUGAGUCCAGUUCUUCUCUGGUUCUGGUAAAUCUGGUGGAGGGUUCUUAUCUGUUCCAUCUCCGAGUCACAGACGCUUGGGGCAGAUCAGCCACUGCCACCGCCACGGUGCAGGUGCUGCCAGAGCCGGGCGGAGGAGACGAGGUGGAGCUGGAGCUGCAGGUGUCCGUCUCUCAGGUGAGCGUCUCACAAAGGGACACAUUGGUCAGUCAGAUCGCUGCUCUGCUCCACGUCUCCACCUCCGACAUCCAACUGAGACGACUCUAUGGACACGCGCGGCUCAGUACAGUGCUGCGGUUCUCAGUGCAGUCUCCUCCUGGUCCAGUCUCUGGUCCGGUCUCUGUGGUCUCUCUAUUGAGAUCUCAUCUUCUGAACGAGAGGACGGACUACUUGCUGUUCAGGGUGCUGCGCGUGGACACUGUGGUGUGCCAGCUGCAGUGCUCCAGCAGGGGGCAGUGUGACCCGGUCUCCAGGCUGUGUCUCUGUGACCCCUUCUGGACCGAGAACCUGCUCCGGACCUACCUCGGGGACGGGGAGAGCAACUGUGAGUGGAGAGUUCUGUACGUGAUCCUGAGCGGCUUCAUCCUGGUCCUCCUCAUCCUCAGUGCAGCUUGGACCUUCAUGUGCUGCUGCCGGAGAAAAAGACCGUCCAGAGUCCGGAGGAAGACCCGAUACACGAUCCUGGACAACGUGGACGAGCAGGAGAGAGUCGAGCUGAGGCCCAAAUUCAGUCUGAAGCACCGCAGUACGGAGCACAACUCCAGCCUCAUGAUGUCAGAGUCUGAGCUCAGUGACCAGGACUUCAACAGAGACCCCCCACUGAGGAACCGGACUAAACAAGGACUAAACCAGGUCUAAACCAGGUCUGAACUGGGUCUCAGCAAGGACUGGACCAGAUCUAAACCCAGACUAAACCAGGACUCAACCAGGUCUAAACCAGGUCUAAACAAGAGCAGAUAAACUUUAUUGCCCCACCAGGAGAAAUGUGUCUUGGAAGUGAAGAGCAGGUGCAUAAACAUCACAACAAUACACAGAAACAGAAUUAAAACAGACAAAAAUACAGUGCAGUUCAUUACACCCAUGUCACAGUCAGUACAGAAUCAAAAGAAACAGUAAAGUGACACUGGGAGGUGUGAAGAAUCCCUCAGUCGUCCAGGUAGAAUCCAUGGU
Molecule: messenger RNA, 2292 nt
Organism: Boleophthalmus pectinirostris (great blue-spotted mudskipper)
Lineage: Eukaryota; Metazoa; Chordata; Actinopteri; Gobiiformes; Gobiidae
Product: dyslexia-associated protein KIAA0319 homolog
Exons: 17
Coding region: 1-1980 (659 amino acids)
Cellular component (GO): plasma membrane; cytoplasmic vesicle
Source: RefSeq, a predicted model, not a curated record